UCUCCACCUCUAUUCCGAACAAAUUUGUAUUUUUUUGCGUCGCUCCGCUCCCAAGUCCAAAACGUCGCGCGUUUUCCCCAAAUAAAAACCACGAAAAUUUAAACAAUAUUUUCUUGUUUUUUUUCUGUUUUUCUCCAAACGUACAAAAUUGCAAAUUUUUGAAUCAAGCAAAACAACAACCAAAAGUGCGUGCUCGUGCAGAAACGAAGGAAAACCCGUAAAAAUUGUGGGCGAAUCAACAAGCAAAAGAGAAUGAGCGAUGAUGAGGAGAAGAGGCAAAAGCAGAGGCAGUUGUCGUAGUACUAGUACCAAAAAGAAACUGCGAAAACUGCUCGUGAAGUGACAACAACAACAAGUAUAGAAAAAGAAAAGCAAAAGAGGUAACAAGCAAAUAGGCGAAUAAAAAAGAGCGCAAAAGUAUACGUCCACAACAACACAAAAAUUAACUUAAAAAAGUCGUGAAUUCAUCGUACACACACAAACACAGAGUGAGAGAGCGAGAGAGCGUGCGUUAUUUAUUUUAUAUUUUCGUUAAUAAUUUUUCGCACUUUGUGGAACAAGUUGAAAAAGAAAAUCGACAAUAUAAUACAAUUCAAAAUACAACAACAAAAGCAGCCGCCAACAGUUUGCACCAAGAGGUUCCGCCCUCCCUAAAUCCAUAUGCAAAAUGUCUAGUCCCGACGAUAGAAUACCAAUACACGAUCUGCCAUCAGAAGCCGGAAGCGAUGAGCGAUUGCUGCACAUAACGCCGGGCACACUGACAUUAGACUUCAAGCCCCAUCCUACGGUGGAUAUCGAUCAGCAGAUCAUGGAGCUCAAGAAGAGCCAGGAAUUGCAAAAGCAAAGGCUUUUCCACACGUUUCAGGAGCAAUCGAAGCAAAUGGAAUUGGAGCAUAAGAUCCAACUGGAGCACAAGUAUCAAUUUGCGGUGAAUUCACAUGGCGCUUUCCAGGAAUUGCGAACCGAUAGCAUGGUGACAGCCACCGCGGCGGCAACAGCAGCGGAGCAACACCGCCAACACCAGCAACACCAGCAGCAGCAGCAGCAGCAGCAGCAGCAACAGCAGCAACAUCAACAGCAGCAGCAACAUCAACAGCAACAGCAGCAACAGGGACGCGGAAUGAAACUCAAGCACUGCAGCGCCAAUGCCAGUCCCGAGGUCAAACAGAUUCUCAACUGCUUCAUCAUGAGCAGGAAGUCGCAGGCGGCGACUUCAAAUGGCACAACGUCGCCCUAUCGAAAUCGUGGCGUGGUGAAGAGCUCCUCGGGCGAAUCCCUCCCAGCGGGAACCGUGACCAGUGCACAUCCCUACAAAAUACCUCAGCCGCCCUCCUCACUGCUCAAAUAUGAAUCUGAUUUUCCGCUGAGGAAGACAGCAUCCGAACCGAACCUGCUGAAGAUCCGGCUGAAGCAGAGUGUCAUCGAUCGCAAGGCCCGCAUUGGCGGACCGGCGGGAGCCCGGCGCCACGAACGCCUCCUUCAGGCGGCCCAGCGCAGGCAGCAGAAGAACUCCGUUCUCACAAACUGCAACAGUACACCGGAUUCGGGACCCAAUUCGCCGCCCUCGGCAGCCGCCUUGGCGGUGGGCGUGGUCGGUAGCCGUGGCUCGCCGACCAGUGCACCCAUCCAGGAGGAGAACGAGGAGGGCAGCCAAUACCAACCGGGUCCGCGGAGCAGCAUCAACGACUUGCCGCUGUUCAGUUCGCCAUCGCUGCCCAAUAUAUCGCUGGGUCGGCCGCAUUUACCCAAUUCGGUGCAUUCGCAUGCCCAGGUGACGGCCCAGGUGCAGGCUCAGGCUCAGGCUCAAGCUCAGGCCCAAGCUCAGGCACAGGCAACGGCCCAGGUGAACUAUGCCAUGUUUGCGGCCCUGCAUCAGCAUGUGGCCGCCGCCCAGGGAGCCGGGGGCGGCGGUGGGCAGCCGGGUGGCUACUACAAUCCCUUGAGCAUGGCCUUCUUGGGCCGUCAGCCGCCACCAGCGCCGCUGGCCAUGAUUCCGGCCACGGGCAUAGCACCGCAGCAGCCGUCGCCGGUGGUGCGCAGUGCCUCCGCCACCUCGACAUCCUCGUCACAGGCCUCGCUGGUGGGCGAUGUGGCGCCACCGCAGGCCCAUGCCGCCUCCACCAUUCUGCCCCCGUCCUCGUCCUACAUGCAGCAGCUGGGCGGCAUGGCCAGCUCAUCGGCGGUCAAUCUCCAUGCGGCCGCCGUGGCUGCAGCGGCCGCAGCAGCGGCAGCCGCCGCCGCCGGAUCACUGCCGCCGACCAAUAGCCAUGGUCAUGGUCACGGCGCCCACGGACAUGGCACCCAUGGCACCCAUGGCGUCCACGGGGCACCACACAGCCAUGCCCACGGACACGGCGGACAGGCGCACGCCCUCUACGGAGGCCACCACCAGCACAACGUGCCCAUCACGGAUGCCCAGGUGGCGCAGGUGCAUCUGCACAAGCAGGGCCACCGGCCGCUGGGACGCACGCAGUCCGCUCCGCUGCCGCUGGGUCAUCCCAUGCUCACCGGGGCCGGCCAGCUGAAUGUGGUCCAAACGCACUACGAGAAUAGUGAGGCAGAGCGCCAGGCAUAUGAGCACCAGGUGCUGAACCAGAAACUCCGCCAGACCGUCCUCACCCGCAGUGGGGCAGCUGCUGCCGCCGCCGCUGCGGUGGUGGUGCGCGAGGCGCAACUGAAGGAGGAGGACGACGACUCGGCCGCCGAGGUGAUGGACCUCACCGACAAGAAGAAGCCGCCGAAGACGGUGCUGACCAGCACGAUAGCCACCAGCACGUCCCAGAAUCUGCCCGAUGCUUUGGCCGCCGCAGUGGCCGCAGCCGCCUACCGCUCCGCCCCGCCCUCCACGUCAAGUGCCAGUGCCAGUGCCAGUUCCAGCGCCAGCAACUCCUCCGGUGCCGUGCUGAAUUCCGGCAUAAGGAAGCUGCACGAUCAGGGCUAUCUGCAGCAGCAGCGGGAGCAGCUACUGCUGCUGCAGCAGGAGGAGGAGUUGGCCAAGGGCCUGAUGCGACCGCUUUCGCGAACGCUCAGCAGUCCGCUGGUGCCGGUGGGGCCGCACGGUCUCAGCCAGAUACCGGACACGGGCCAGCAGCCAGCGCCGAUAGCCACGUCCUCGUCGGCCGACCACAUACCGCCCGUGAACCUCUCGCUGCCGAAUCGCCAGCACCGCCAGAUGAUGAGCACCCUGUACGCGAGCAGCAGCAGCAGCAGUGGCAGUGGCAGUGGCAGUGGCAGCGGCAGCAGCAGCCAGUUGCGUCAUGGCAGCCAUCAUGGUGGCCAGCCACCGGCGAGCGGAUCGUCGCCGCCGCACAAGGUGACCACCGGACUGGCCUACGACCCGCUGAUGCUGAAGCACUCGUGCAUCUGCGGCGACAAUGCCCAGCAUCCGGAGCACAGUGGCCGCUUGCAGAGCGUGUGGGCGCGGCUGAAUGAGACGGAUCUGGUGAAGCGAUGCGAUCGACUGCGCGCCCGCAAGGCGACGCAGGAGGAGCUGCAGAUGGUGCACACGGAGGCGCAUGCCAUGCUCUUCGGCUCCAACCAGUGCCAGUUGAGCAGGCCCAAGUUGGAGAACAACGCCCUGUCGGCCAGCUUUGUCCGUCUGUCGUGCGGCGGUCUGGGCGUGGAUCUCGACACCACGUGGAAUGAGCACCACACGGCGACUGCUGCCCGCAUGGCCGCCGGCUGUGUGAUCGACUUGGCCCUGAAGACGGCCAAGGGUGAUCUGCGGAACGGGUUCGCCGUCGUCCGGCCGCCGGGCCAUCAUGCGGAGGCCAAUCUGGCCAUGGGUUUUUGUUUCUUCAACUCGAUCGCCAUUGCGGCCAAGCUGCUGCGCCAGCGAAUGCCCGAAGUGCGGCGCAUCCUCAUCGUCGAUUGGGAUGUGCAUCAUGGCAAUGGCACACAGCAAGCAUUCUACCAAAGUCCCGACAUUCUAUAUCUUUCCAUUCAUCGACACGAUGACGGUAACUUUUUUCCCGGCACAGGCGGACCCACAGAGUGCGGCUCCGGUGCUGGUCUCGGCUUCAACGUGAACAUCUCGUGGUCUGGGGCACUGAAUCCGCCGCUGGGCGACGCCGAGUAUAUCGCUGCAUUCCGUACCGUUGUGAUGCCCAUCGCGCGGAGCUUCAAUCCGGACAUUGUGCUGGUCUCCUCCGGCUUCGAUGCGGCCACCGGCCAUCCGGCUCCGCUGGGCGGCUACCAUGUCUCGCCGGCCUGCUUCGGGUUCAUGACCCGCGAACUCCUCCAGCUGGCCAACGGCAAGGUGGUGCUGGCCCUCGAGGGCGGCUACGACCUGGCCGCCAUCUGUGAUUCCGCCCAGGAGUGCGUGCGGGCGCUGCUCGGCGAUCCCGCCGCCCCCAUAGCCAAGGCCGAACUGGAACGUCCGCCCUGCCAGAAUGCCAUCAACACGCUCCAGAAGACGAUAGCCAUUCAGCAAACGCAUUGGCCCUGCGUGAGGAUGCUGGAGCACACGGUGGGUCUGUCCGCACUGGAGACGCUCAAAGUGGAGCACGACGAGUCCGAGACGAUCAACGCCAUGGCCGGCCUCUCGAUGCAGUCGAUGCACAGAACUCUAUCCCGCGAUGAUUCCGAGGAGCCGAUGGAUCAGGAUGAAACCAAAUAGGAGGCGACGCAGGCGGAAAAUGGAUGCAUGGUGGAAGGGCGUAGCUAGAAUUUGUGGGCGUGGCUGAGGUGAUGGCGAGGGGGCGUAGCCGCAAGCUGCUCAAUGCACAUUUAGUUAUUUGUUGUAGUUGAAUUGAUUGUUGUUGCUGUUGUUGUUGUGGCGCUCGCUUACAAUUGUUGUCGUUGUCAUUGAUCGUCUAUAGCCAACAUCCUAUCUCUCUCACUCGAUCGAUCGACAAUUAUAUUCCCAAAUUCCCCUAUAUCUAUAACCUGUAAGAUUAACCGCCUCUCGGAAUAGAGAAACAUCGAAAAUGUAGUAGGGGUAAAUAGUUAAAGAAGCAGAACAGGGCCUAAAGUUCAAAAUGGUGGCUGUGCCUCCAAAAAAGAAAUAAUUAUAAAAAUUAGAAAAGGAUAACCCGUCAAAAAUUGGGUAGUUUUUAUUAAUAUAUAUAUAUAAAUAUAUAUAUAGUUUAUGGUGAGAAUUUAGUUGUAGAAUUGAGAGAUUUUUUUUUUGUUUUUUUUUUAAGGUGAGAUGAGAGGUAUUUUAACGCACAUACAAACACACGCAACUCCAUGUAUCUUUUGAUUUUAUUAUUAUUAUUUAAGUAAGUGUGUUAAAAGGAUAUAGAAUCAGUAAACUGUUAAUGAGAGUUAAAAGGAGAUCAGGUGCAAGUAAGAAGCGUGUGUGUUUUUUUUUGUAGGUAAGGUUCAACCUUAAAAUAUAAACCCCACCACGCCCACUUAUCCCGCCCACCCGAGAUAGAGAUCGAGAGAGAGAGAAAGAGAGGGAGAGAAGAGAGGAUUAGGUGUUAUGUAGAAUGCUUUAGUUGACUUAAGAUAUGAGAAAACUUAACAAAAGCAAAAAACUGAGAAAUCUUUUUGUACAAUUUAUAGUUUAGUCCAAGAUUCAAGUACAACAUAAUAUUAUUUAAAGAAUUCUAUAUAUAUCUUAAUAUAUAUAUUGUGCAAUAAAUGUGAGAAAAUGAAAAUCGAGUGCAGAGCAAAAACAAAAACACACACAAAAAACAUAAACUAAAACGAAUAAGAGAAAAUUGUUGUUAAAUGUUGCCGAGAUCUUAUAUACGUAUGUAUACCUAAUAACUGUUACAAUAAUAACCCUUUAUAUAUAUACACGUAUAUAUGAAUAUAUAUAGAAAAUGCACAUGUGUAUUUCACCGUGUGUGUGUAACGAUAACGAUGUUCAACAAAUGUCUGAAAUGAAGUAAAACUAUUAUUAUAUGUAAAUAAAAACACAAAAGAAAUUGAACAAUUUUAAUAAAAAAGCAAACAACAAAAAACCGAAACAGAUUCAAGCUUAAACACAAACAUACGGCCUUGGGCAGGACCCGAAAGGCGUGAAUCGGGAAAACUCUGGAAUACCCGUUUAACCGCUAACCGUUAACUGUAAUAUCGCUGUAAUUGUAAUUGUAUUUGUACUCGUGUACCUUUAGCUGUCUAUAGCCGUCUCUCUCUAAAUCGCUACAUAACUGUAAAGGAGCACCUCAAAAACCCAAAAAGGAGCAACAGACAAGGAUCAAAAAAAAUAGUAAGGGAUGAAGAAGAGGAAGAUAUGGGGAGUUACAAAAAGGAGGAAGAAGAAGCACAACGAGAGAUGGACCGAUUGGCUCCAACUGGAAGAAACAAUUGUUAACAAAUCGAAACAGAAACUAAAAACUAAACUUAAAAAACAAAAUCACAAAAAUGUAACUAUUAAGCUAAGCAAAGGAGAUGCCAUUGCCAGAAUUUCUUUUUGUCCACCACAAAAUAUAGUUUAAAAAAAUAAAAACAUGCAUUUUUCAAACAGAGUAUUUCGUCCUAAAAACUAAUACGCUUUAAAAACAAUUUUAAAAUUAUGAUUUUCUCUUGGAUCCAUUAUUUGUUUUCUAGCUUUCAUUUGGCAAUGGCUUAGAGGGUAAUCUUACAUUUCCUUCCCCUAAACAUCCAUUUACCUCCUUUGAUUGCCAUUUUUUUUAAAAACCUAACCUGGUAAAAAGAAACAUUCAAAAAAUGAUGAUAACAAAAAUAAAUAUUGUUGUUGCGCACUGCAAAAAAAAAACAAAAAGUUCCAAAACUGAGGAACAGUAACAAAACGGUUUUAGCAAACCGAAAAUAAAAUCAAAUAUUUAUAUUUUGUUUAUUGUUGCACAAAUAAGUCCAA
Molecule: messenger RNA, 6775 nt
Organism: Drosophila elegans
Lineage: Eukaryota; Metazoa; Arthropoda; Insecta; Diptera; Drosophilidae
Gene: HDAC4
Product: histone deacetylase 4
Exons: 14
Coding region: 668-4618 (1316 amino acids)
Biological process (GO): negative regulation of transcription by RNA polymerase II; chromatin organization
Cellular component (GO): histone deacetylase complex
Molecular function (GO): histone deacetylase activity
Source: RefSeq, a predicted model, not a curated record